AUGGCGGGCAACCCACCGGCACUGCCCCCUCUGCCUCCAGGCUUUGGCAACGACUCGAGCUACCCUCCGCACCCUUCCUCGCGCGCAGCUUCUUCCACCGCCCACCACCGCACCGCUAUCGUCUCCUCGCCUCCCCCUAUCCCUCCCCUGCCCCCCGGCGCACUCGAGCGAGAACAGCAGUACCGCGCUCAAAACCUUCGUUCGCCCCAGCCGGGCCCCCGUCCUCCUCCCCUGCCCGCCUCCCCAUCCCCGAACCAUCCUCAUUACAGAGCCUCGUCCGGCUUCGUUCCCGGACAGGUCAUCCGCCAUCCUUCCGGUCCCCCUCUCCAUCCCUCGGGCCCACAUCACUAUCCACGAUCGCCCUCCCCAUCCCCCAACCCCGCACAUCGGCCUUUCCCGCAGGCUCAGCCUUACAGCCCCGACUCGGACCCCUACCAGUCCCACUACCCGCAGCGCAACACCACGCUAUCACCGCCGCCACCACCACCCGAGCGUCCACACUCGGCAAGCUCCUACCACUCUUCCGGCGGGCAGGGCGGAGGCGGCGCCUUCCUCGAGCCUCACUCACCAGGUAGCUACAACCAGCUCGACGGCGGCCCAAGGCCAGGCUCUUCGUUCCAGGACCACGCCAUGCCAACCCUCUCCCAGUCAAUGUCGAGCAUGGCGUUCGGCCCGCCGCCUUCCUCGUCGCAUCACCCAGGCCACAACCCCUAUGCACGCAGGGCUUCAAGCAGCGAAGCCACCUCGUCCUACCAUAGCCAACAGCAGCAGCACCGAUCGGCGAGCCCGGCCAACGCGGGCGCCGCGCCUAGCCUCAACGCGCCGCUGCCGGACAUGGAUGCGCUGGAAAAGAUGCGUGAUCGCGCCUUUGCCAGCAGGGACGACCAGCAGCAGGUGGCAUGGGCAAAGCAGCUGCUCAAGUUUGUCGAGCGCAAGUUUGCCGACGGCAGCAAGAUCAGCGAGCCACGCCUGGUUAAGGCCACCGACGAGGCCAUCAGCACCAUCAAGCGCCUCGCCUCGCUCGGCCGACCGAAUCUCGAGGCCCUCUACCUCCGCGGCGACCUGCAGGCGUCUGGCGCGUUCCCCACCUACAUCCGCAAGGACCUCAAGGAGGCCUUCAACGACUUUGAGCUCUCGGCGCGCCUGGGCUACGCCGCCAGCUGGUUCCGCAUCGGGCGCGACUACGAGCUGCUCAACGACUUUUCGCGGGCACGCGACGCCUACAACCGCGGCGUCGUCGUCGGGGACGUCGGGUCGAUGUACCGCCUCGGAAUGGCCAACCUGCUGGGCCAGCUCGAGCUUCCCGUCAACCAGGCCAAGGCCGUCGGCCUGCUGCGCGAUGCGGCUGACCGGGCCAACCUCGACGUGCCGCAGCCGGCCUACAUCUACGGCAUGCUGCUCGCCGGCGAGUUUAACCACGUCGACAUCCCUCCUGGCCUGCUCAAGCCCACCCUGGCUCCCGAGGCGCGGAGGGGCGGCGGCGGCGGCGGCAAUACCAAGGCGGCGCUCGAGAACGAGGCGCGGCGGCGCAUCGAGCGCGCGGCCUACCUCAACUUUGCGCCGGCGCAGUACAAGUGUGGCUGGACCUACGAGUACGCCCAGCUGGACUGCGCCUUUGACCCGCUGCUGAGCGUGCAGUACUACAGCCUGGCGAGCCAGGGCGGCGAGGUCGAGGCCGACAUGGCGCUGUCCAAGUGGUUCCUGUGCGGCGCCGAGGGCUGCUUUGACAAGAACGAGGGCCUGGCCUUCACCUUUGCCGACAAGGCGGCGCGCAAAGGGCUGGCGAGCGCCGAGUUUGCGCUGGGCUACUAUUUCGAGGUCGGCGUGGGCACCGAGCGCAACCUCGAGACGGCCAAGCGGUGGUACCGCAAGGCGGCGGCGCAGGACAACGACGACGCCAAGCAGCGGCUCGAGGCGCUGCAGGCCGGCGGCGGCGUCGACCACUCGCUGUCGAGGGGCGACCACGAGGUCAAUGUCGACGAAAAGGUGCAGCGGAAGCGCACGCUGGCCAAGAUCCGGAGCGAAAAGGAGGGACGCGGGUCCAACCAGCCGCCGCAGCAGCAAACGCAGCAGCAGCAGCAGUCGCGGCAGCAGUCACAGCAGCAGGGGCAGUACCCUGGAGGCGGCGGAGGCAGGAUGCAGGCCGGGGCCAUGGAGCUCAACCGCAAAAAGACGAUGCGGAUGGUGCAGGACAGUGUCGCUGCGCACCAGCACCAUGUCGACUACAGCAGCGGCGGGGUGGGAAGGAGAUAUGGAGGAGGAGGAGGCGGAGGAGGGAGGAGAGCGACGAAUGGAUCCGACAUCCCGCCUGUCUCGCCGGUCUCGUCGGACCAGUACGGCCUGCCGCCCUCGAUGUCAACGACGACGACUGCAGCACCGGCAGCGACGACGAGCAGUCAAGUGCGCCCUCCUCCGGCAACAUCGGCACCCUCCUCGUCAUCAUCCUCCUCCUCCUCGUCGGCGGCGGCGGCGGCGGCGAUGGGGAGACACGGACAGGGAUACAGCCUCUCGGAUACGUCGACUCCUCACCACUCUUCCGCUCCUGCUGGCACUGGUGCUGGUUCCACCUCUUCUGCCUCGAACAACUCCUCAAAGCCACCGCAACAGCAGCAGCAGCAGGGAGGAGGAGGAGGAGGAGGGGCCCAGGCCAAGGUCUAUUCGACUUUCGAGGAAAUGGGCUUCAAGCCCCAAAAGGCCAAACGCGAGGAAUGCGUCAUUGCCUAG
Molecule: messenger RNA, 2724 nt
Organism: Pseudozyma flocculosa PF-1
Lineage: Eukaryota; Fungi; Basidiomycota; Ustilaginomycetes; Ustilaginales; Ustilaginaceae
Exons: 2
Coding region: 1-2724 (907 amino acids)
Molecular function (GO): protein binding
Source: RefSeq, a predicted model, not a curated record